AUGGUUCUAUCUGGAAUUCUUGAAAUAUUCCAGUGGUAUUCCGAGCACAAAGUUGACAUUUCCACCAAGAGUUGCUGCAAAAAUCGUUUCCAUUUCCUUCACUCAACGAACAACAACAACAACAACAACCACAACAAAGACAACGACAACAACAACAACCACACCAAAAACCACAACAACGACGCCAACAAUGACACCAACAACGACACCAACAACGACACUAACAACGACGCCAACAACGACGACAACAACGACACCAACAACGAUGCCAACAACGACACCAACAACCACUACAACCACAACAACGGCAGCACCAAAGACUACUAUUGA
Dibothriocephalus latus is the source of this 330-nucleotide messenger RNA. The record is from the annotation of a GenBank genome assembly. NCBI's taxonomy places the organism in Eukaryota, Metazoa, Platyhelminthes, Cestoda, Diphyllobothriidea, Diphyllobothriidae.